GAGCGGGGAGGGCCCUGGCGCGCAGAGCUGGCGCUGGGGAGGAACGCUGGGCGGUCGUUCGUCCUUGCCUUCGGGUCUCCAUGCCUCGGCAGCGCCCUGCUCCGCAGCCAACGGCCAGCAAGCUGUAGCCAUGGCCGCCGUGGCCGUCCUCCGGAACGACUCGCUGCAGGCCUUCCUCCAGGUCGGGGCUGGGCUCGAAGGGGGCGAGGGAAAGGUGGGAAGCGUAGUGCCCAGGUCUCUCCUGGCACUCUGUGCACCCUGAAUCUCAAAGGGAACCCUGCUCAGCGGAUGCCGCUGGAGUCAGACCUCGGGGUGCUUAUGCCAACUUCACACCUAGCCUUGGUGUCAAGAGUGUGGCAUUUGGGGGAGGGACGCGCGGAUCCGGAGGUUGUUCGGAGUUGUGCGUCUGGCUGAGAAUAGGGCCCGAGCUCAGCCUGCUGGGCCAUCCCCCGGAUUUCAGCCUGGGGCGGGCGGGGGAGGAGAGCGAGAGUGGCGUGGAAACAAGAGCUUAAAAGAUGGGAGGGAGGGCAGAUGGACAGCCGGGCUGUGGGUGUUUCCAGACCCUUUCUGAUCGCGGAGCUGGAAGCGGCCCGUCCGAUCCCUCUCUCCUCCCACUUUGUGCUUGCUUCCUCUGAGGCCGGGUGGCUUCUCUUUGCACCAAGUAGUUUAACAGGAAGCGCUCGCGCGCUCCGCAUUCAGGACCGCACCCCCAGCGCCUCCCCGGACCUGGGCAAGCACUCGCCCCUGGCGCUGCUAGCCGCCACCUGUAGCCGAAUCGGCCAGCCGGGCGCCACGGCGCCCCCGGACUUCCUGCAGGUGCCCUACGACCCGGCGCUGGGCUCACCCUCCAGGCUCUUUCACCCGUGGACCGCCGACAUGCCGGCGCACUCCCCGGGCGCGCUGCCGCCCCCGCACCCCAGCCUGGGGCUGACGCCGCAGAAAACGCACCUGCAGCCAUCCUUCGGGGCGGCGCACGAACUGCCGCUCACACCCCCCGCUGACCCCUCGUACCCCUACGAGUUCUCACCGGUCAAGAUGCUGCCCUCGAGCAUGGCAGCGCUGCCCGCCAGCUGCGCGCCUGCCUACGUGCCCUACGCGGCACAGGCCGCGCUGCCACCCGGCUACUCCAACUUGCUGCCCCCGCCGCCACCGCCCCCGCCGCCCACGUGCCGCCAGCUGUCCCCCAACCCAGCCCCCGAUGACCUCCCGUGGUGGAGUAUCCCGCAGGCGGGCACGGGUCCGGGGACCUCCGGGGUUCCGGGGAGCAGCCUCUCUGGUGCCUGUGCCGGGGGCCCCCACGCACCUCGCUUCCCCGCCUCGGCGGCCGCUGCUGCCGCCGCCGCCGCCGCCGCCCUGCAGCGGGGCCUGGUGUUGGGCCCGUCGGACUUCGCGCAGUACCAGAGCCAGAUCGCUGCGUUGCUGCAGACCAAGGCCCCCCUGGCGGCCACGGCCAGGAGGUGCCGCCGCUGUCGCUGCCCCAACUGCCAGGCGGCGGGCGGCGCCCCCGAGGCAGAGCCGGGCAAGAAGAAGCAGCACGUGUGCCACGUGCCGGGCUGCGGCAAGGUGUACGGCAAGACGUCGCACCUGAAGGCGCACCUGCGCUGGCACACGGGCGAGCGGCCCUUCGUGUGCAACUGGCUCUUUUGCGGCAAGAGCUUCACGCGCUCGGACGAGCUGCAGCGGCACCUGCGAACUCACACGGGCGAGAAGCGCUUCGCCUGCCCCGAGUGCGGCAAACGCUUCAUGCGCAGCGACCACCUCGCCAAGCACGUCAAGACGCACCAGAAUAAGAAGCUCAAAGUUGCGGAGGCCGGGGUCAAGCGGGAGGACCCGCGGGACCUGUGAGCCUACCGGGGGAUGACUCGAGGCCUCUCCCGCCUCGGACUCCCUUCCCAGCACCUCUUCGGGGAGGUUCCGGGGGCCUGUGGGCAGCUGGCCGAGGGGAGACCCAACAGAGGCACUUGCCCCUUCUCAAAGCGACGCCAGGCUCCCAGCUUCCCUGGCCCGGGCCGCGGACAGGGACCCUGUGCCUAGGAGGAGCAGGGGAGGUGGGAUUGGGAGCUCUGCGUCACGCAAGGGCAGUUUCAAGCUCUGAACAUUCCCACCGUCGGGGAGACCUACAGUUUUGGGGGACCACCCUGGGCUGACCUUGUAUAUAGGAAACGCUGCUGAAUUAAAGCGGAAGGACCUUGGAGAUUUGAAACAGUGCUCGGGUUUUUUGCUAGGACCGGGCCGGGCUUUGUACAGGUUAUUUAAUAGCUUUGUUAACUAUUAUAAUAAUUAUAACAUUAAUAAAAAUGUUAACUUUUGUCCUCAGCUCCAUGCAGAGCUACAGCAUGAAAUGUCUCUGUAAAGCAAUCAGCAGUUGCAGCGUGAAAAUAAAUACGUUAACUCCGGGGUCACCUCGGGAGGACCCC
This is a messenger RNA of Ceratotherium simum simum (southern white rhinoceros), 2417 nucleotides long. It is a transcript of the gene SP5, whose product is annotated as Sp5 transcription factor. Gene Ontology annotation, biological process: regulation of transcription by RNA polymerase II. Lineage: Eukaryota; Metazoa; Chordata; Mammalia; Perissodactyla; Rhinocerotidae. Gene Ontology annotation, molecular function: DNA-binding transcription factor activity, RNA polymerase II-specific; RNA polymerase II cis-regulatory region sequence-specific DNA binding. The record is from RefSeq and is a predicted model, not a curated record.